Malus domestica (apple) is the source of this 850-nucleotide messenger RNA. Its product is annotated as dirigent protein 23. NCBI's taxonomy places the organism in Eukaryota, Viridiplantae, Streptophyta, Magnoliopsida, Rosales, Rosaceae. The record is from RefSeq and is a predicted model, not a curated record.
AGGAAACAAAAAUAUAACUUGCACCCCAAACACAAACAGCUGGUUAGGAGAGCAAUUUGAACAAAAGGAAUUUAUCCCUUGUAUCCUCUCGCAUUAUUUAACCCUUUGCAAGCCCAAAGAUAUCCCACAGAAACCCAACACCUUCCUCAAUUAGACAUCGAUUUCUUCUUCUUCGCUAAGAAAAAGAAAAUGGCAAACGCAGCCGUGACUGUGAUGCUCGUGCUCAUCAUCGCCGUCGUCGCUGCAACCACCGAAGGAGCUCAUAGCAGAUCCACACAACCCAAGUGGGCCAAGAAGCUCAAGACAAGGAAGAAAAUGACGUCGUCAGAGACAGUGACCAACCUCCAAUUCUACUUCCACGACACAGUCAGUGGGGAGAACCCAAGUGCCGUCCGUAUAGCCCAAGCCACAGACACCAACAAGUCCCUCACCCUUUUCGGAGCUCUGCUCAUGGUAGAUGACCCGCUAACCGAAACGCCUGACCCGAAUUCCAAGCUCGUGGGCCGGGCGCAGGGGAUGUACGGGUCAUCCGGGCAGCAAGAGUUUGGGCUUACUAUGGCCAUGUGCUUCGCGUUCUGUGAUGGCAUUUACGAUGGGAGCUCGAUUAGUAUUUUCGGUAAGAACCCGGCUCUGAAUCUGGUUCGGGAGAUGCCGGUUGUGGCCGGAACUGGCAUUUUCCAGUUCGCCCGGGGUUAUGCAAUUGCCCGGACGCAUUGGUUUAAUAUUAUGGGCGAUGCAAUUGUUGAAUACAAUGUCACUGUUAUUCACUAGAGUUUAAACUUUGAAUACUAAUUUCUGGUUUGCUUGAUUGUUGAGGGUGAUGACUAUUUUCUUGGAUUCUAUCUCACGA